This is a messenger RNA of Trichechus manatus latirostris (Florida manatee), 2217 nucleotides long. RefSeq names its product transmembrane domain-containing protein TMIGD3. Gene Ontology annotation, biological process: G protein-coupled adenosine receptor signaling pathway. Gene Ontology annotation, molecular function: G protein-coupled adenosine receptor activity. NCBI's taxonomy places the organism in Eukaryota, Metazoa, Chordata, Mammalia, Sirenia, Trichechidae. Gene Ontology annotation, cellular component: plasma membrane; synapse; dendrite. The record is from RefSeq and is a predicted model, not a curated record.
CGAGGCAGCAUAGGCAGAGGCCUUUAGUGUGUCUGUCUGGGGAGCUAAGAACAGCGGCGCUUUCAGAUUCAACCUACACAGAACUGUCCUCCAGGCUUCCAGGAACCCAGGGAUGUGUGGCCCCCAGCAGGGCUGGAAGUGAUUGCCCUGUGCUGGGCACUGUCUAAGGAGAGGGGAGAUCUCCAAAAGAGCACCCCACCGGAGAAGACAAGGAAUGGAUGAGCUGUGAGUUUUAGACAGUUGCUGCACUUGACCUCUAGGAAGAUGUCUGACAAGAGAUAGGUUCACUGGGCCACACGGAUUCUGCUGGCACAACUGUCACCUGGGAGGCUCCUCUGGGAAAGCAAGAUGUCUGUCAACAGCACGGCCCUGACGUUGCCCAGCAUCACCUACAUCACCGCAGAAAUUCUCAUCGGGCUCUGUGCCAUAGUAGGCAACAUGCUGGUCAUCUGGGUGGUCAAGCUGAACCCCAGCCUGCAGACCACCACCUUCUAUUUCAUUGUUUCCUUAGCCCUGGCUGACAUUGCUGUUGGGGUGCUGGUCAUGCCUUUGGCCAUUGUCAUCAGCCUGGACAUCAUGAUCCAUUUCUAUAGCUGCCUUUUCAUGACCUGCCUGCUGCUGAUCUUCACCCAUGCCUCCAUCAUGUCCUUGCUGGCCAUUGCUGUGGAUCGAUACCUACGAGUCAAGCUCACUGUCAGAUUCAGGAUUCCUGAGAUCCCUGAGUACACAACUUUCCUGUUGAAGGUUUGCUUCCUUCCGAUCAUGGUGCUCUUCAUUCUACUUUCCUUGGCCAUCUUUUCAGAUGCCAUGGUCAUGGAUGAAAAGGUCAAGGAGAGCUUUGUGCUGGACACAGCUUCUGCCAUUUGCAACUAUGAUGCUCACUAUAAGGACUACCCCAAAUACUGGUGUCGAGGCUAUUUCCGGGACUACUGCAACAUCAUCGCCUUCACACCCAACAGCACCGGCCGUGUGGCCCUGAGGGACACGGGAAACCAGCUCAUUGUCACCGUGUCCUGCCUGACCAAGGAGGACACGGGCUGGUACUGGUGUGGCAUCCAGCGGGACUUUGCCAGGGAUGACAUGGAUUUUACAGAGUUGGUUGUGACUGACAACAGAGGAGCUCUCACCGAUGAUUUUUCAUCUGAGAAAGACCUUCUAGGCAACAAGAACAGAAGCUGCAGGGCUUCAAAAGUUGUCCAGAAGGCAGAUCGCUCCAGGAUGUCCAUUCUCAUCAUCUGCACACUGAUCACGGCCUUGGGGAUCAUCUCUAUAGUCAGUCAUUAUUUGACCAAAAGAAGGAGAAGUCAAAGGAAUAGAAGGGUAGACAACCCUUUGAAGCUCUUCUCAAGUGUCCUGACUCCAAAGGAAAUGGCUCAUCCUGAACAGAUGUGACUGAAGAUUUCUUUUAUUUCAUUUAUAAAUAAAGUGAUGCUACCGUUGGAUCACCGUGGCAACUGGUCCACAUCUCUGGAACUGAUUCUGACCUCGCAGGCAUUCUGAAGGUUCUAUGCAACCUUGCUGGCAAUCAUUUGCAGUUAGGUAACAAGAACCGUGUUAGCCAGAACAGCUAUAAUGGCUACAAUCAGGUAGCAUCUCAAGAUCUUAGUUCUCAUGCAUUUAAUUAGCCAGAAGUGAGAAGAGGUGUAGAAUCUGGGUCAGGGGACAAGAGAUCGCUUGUACUUUAUUUGUUAGCCAAUAAAUUCCUGACCAGUAUUGAAUGAACUCCAGGGUAUGACUGACUUCUCCUGGCAUAUCAUGGGAAAAGUAUUUCUGGAAAAAGUUUCUUUAAAAGUGUAAUAUUCCAACUCAGUUGUGAAUAGGUAUCAAGUGCUGUCCUAACCAAAGAAAUGAAGAUAGAUCAAAACAAUGGUUCUCAGGCUCUCUUGGUGAAAAGACCAUGGACCGUUAAUCAUGUCCUUUAUGGGUAAAUGCCACCAGACUGAAUAGAGGCUGAUUUUGAUCAAUGAGGAGGAGUGAUAACGUAAAUGAGAUAUUCAUACAAAUCUGGAAACAGAAAUCAAAACAGAGAUAUUUGCAGCCUUUGGGUGCAAGUGAGGUUCUAUCAUCAUUAAUGUCAUUAAUGACCAUAGCUCUUAGCCUCCACCUACAUGUCUGCACCCUCUCUCCCCAUAUGGUGUUUCUCCUGCUGUUCCUGGGAGUCCAAGAGUGUUACCACUACUGCCUCUACUCCCUUCAUAAGAACCCUGCUCUUCUCGG